AUGCAUGCUGCUGCCACUUAUUCUCAACAUUCUAACGAUUAUCCACCAUUUUUAUCUUACAUGCGUAAUCAUCAUUGUUCAAAUGAUCUAAUUCGUACCGAUAUGUCUUUCACCAAUUCAAAUCCAACACAUUUACUACCUUAUAAUGAUUAUAAUAUUGGGCUUGAUUUAUCGUCCUCAUCAUCAUCGUAUUCAAAUGGUAUCAAACAAUUACAAAGUGAUGAUGAAAAUGAUAAUCCUCAAUCUUUAUCAUGUUCACUCAAUAGUACAACACAAAACUCACUAAUACCAUUAAAAAGACGUUCUCGUCGUGUUGCAACUGAAGAAAAAGAUGAGACGUAUUAUCAAAAACGUGAACGAAAUAAUCAAGCAGCAAAACGUUCACGUGAUACACGAAGAACUAGAGAACAACAAAUUCAAGAUCGUGUCAGUCAUUUAGAAAAUGAAAAUUCACGUUUAUCAUUAGAAAAUCAAGCAUUUCAAUAUCAACUUUCUCAAUUUCAUCGUUUAUAUAAUGGAAUACCCAAGCCAUUACCUUAA
Adineta steineri is the source of this 540-nucleotide messenger RNA. NCBI's taxonomy places the organism in Eukaryota, Metazoa, Rotifera, Eurotatoria, Adinetida, Adinetidae. The record is from the annotation of a GenBank genome assembly.